Messenger RNA from Penicillium arizonense, 711 nucleotides. RefSeq lists its product as uncharacterized. Bases 1 to 711 code for a protein of 236 amino acids. Lineage: Eukaryota; Fungi; Ascomycota; Eurotiomycetes; Eurotiales; Aspergillaceae. Gene Ontology annotation, biological process: protein import into nucleus; spindle pole body duplication. The transcript is spliced from 3 exons. Gene Ontology annotation, cellular component: nuclear pore transmembrane ring; nuclear outer membrane. The record is from RefSeq and is a predicted model, not a curated record.
AUGGCGACUCAAUCUCUCCCUUCUACUCCCAAAGCAGCGACCCCGCUGGCUCCUACCUCGGAGGGCACUGGAACCCCGGGCAAAUGGCGACACCCUAUGCUGGCUGAGAUCGUCAGACGUCAGAAUGCAGCUACAUUUGGUGAAAAAAACGUGAAACGGCUGGUCUGGAAUGGCGCAGCUUUCAUAAUGACAUGUGCCCUCGGAGGUACCGUCAAAGAGUAUUCACGUAAAAUAUUCGAUGCCGGCGAUGCUUUCCGCGACUUCUCAAUGCUUCUUUGUCAACUUUUCCUCUUUGUCAAUAUCCUAAUGGCGCUCUCUCCUCUCUUCCGACCGAAGGAUAACCUCUCUGACAUUCCUCUUACUCCCACUCAACGAUCACUCCUCGGUCUGGACCCUUCUGCGACGCCGCCUGCGACUCCCGGUACCACCUUUGCGACGCCACCUAGAUACCGUCUCUCGACUUCGCGCAAGCCUAGUCCUGCAAGCAGGCAAUCCUCCCCCAUGUCUGCGAAUGCAAGCUUUUCAGACCGGAGACCCUCCGCAGGUACUCCAUACUCUCCUGUUUCGAGCCCCUUACUUUACAAAGCGGUUUCGAAUGGAGGUAUUGAUUCUGGUCGGCGACAGAGCUUUGGUUCAUCCUCGUUUGGAGCAUCCUCGUUUGGAGAAUCGAGUCUCGGUCCGAGUACACCUUCUCCACUUGCUGCUGUGUAA